Molecule: messenger RNA, 3776 nt
Organism: Dinoponera quadriceps
Lineage: Eukaryota; Metazoa; Arthropoda; Insecta; Hymenoptera; Formicidae
Exons: 10
Coding region: 628-1986 (452 amino acids)
Source: RefSeq, a predicted model, not a curated record
AUCCCAGCGCGUGACUAGAAAGAGACAGAUAGGACACUCGGCAUCCAUCUCUCUCUUUGCCUCUAUGACUUCCAUUUACAGGCUUGUUCUCUCUAUUCUUAUAUCUCUAUGAUUUUAACCUUCUCGACAGAAGCGAUCCACUUGAUCAAUGAAACGUGUAUGAAUGAAGUUGUAUGUACUGCCAGAGUACUCCGAAACGCCAAGUGGACGGCACGUCUCGCGUUCCAGUUACGUCAAGAACGAUGACAGCAAGCGGAUGGACGCUCACGCAAGUGUCCCGGCGUCUUGCAGGUGCUCGUAUGGCGAAUACAUGAAGGAACGAUGUCGGUGGCCUCGACUUCGACACGAGGAUCGCGAUCUCCCGGCGAGACGUUCAAUAAUUCGCUUCCACGACUCGCGUUUCUCGGGACGGCCCAGUUCACUUGUCUUAUCAGCCUAGGUCCUCCUGUUUACCUUCUUCAGGAGUAAUCGCAUCGCGUCGUUCCACUUGCCGCGAACUCGUUUCUGUGAAUCUUGAUGAUUUGGUGUCGUAUUUCUUCUCGAUGUUGGGUGCUGGCGAUGUGUAUGCGUGAGAUAAUGAUGCGUUCUAAUGGGUGUACGUUCUCGAAAGUCUAAGGGGAUUCAGAUAUGGCUGAAGGUGGAACGGAGCCGAAGUUUAUUGACGGUCAGGUUCCGAAGGGUCAGUUAGAGAUAAAUGAAUGCCUCGGUAACUGGCUGACGUACUUGCAGACGCUUAAUGGCCUAUGUACAGCUGGUACUAAAUUGGCCCAGUCUUUGCAAGGGCUUCUCUCGGUUCACGACACAGUGGCACAAUGUCGCUUGACAGGCCAAUGUUUGGCCGGUUGGGAGGAAUUAACAAGGGCCACGCACGUAGCCAGCAAUACUGUCAAGAAUCACGUGAUCACUUCCCUGAGGGAUCACGAGUCUCGUGAUAAUGACGGGGAUAAACAUGAUAUUCUCAGAGAGAAUCUCUUGACAUUCAUAAGCUUGCAAUAUCAAUUCUGCGUUGCUUGCUGUGAGUGCUUAGGUGGCAUAGCGGAAUGUUCAUGCUCGCAGAGCGGCAGCGGCGAUUGCGAUAUCGCCGCUCUUCAGCAAUGCUUUGAGCGUCUUUACAGCUCGCCGGUACCGCCCGUGUCCACCUCAUCUACUCAGCAGUCCGUGCAGAAUUAUCAAAGGUCCCCCUUGCCGUAUUCGUUAUUUCCUCUGCAGGUUCAGAGGAGAUGGUCGGAAACCGCAGCGGCGGAAAUGUCGGGCGAGUCCUGCGAGAAUACGGUGAGACGUUGGUCGAUGCCUUGGGAUUGCAGGCACGUCAUAGAGUGGCCGCGUCAGGACACGAGGUCGAGAUUAAGAGUGCCUCAGCAGGAUCGCAGCAGGUCAACCACGCCUGAUUCGGUGUGGAAAACGCCCACCAUGGCUAGUCAGGACGGUCUUCAGGAAGCUAUUCAGCUGCUCUCUUGCAAGCCAGUACGUUAUGCAGGAGUUCGACCAUCCAACCAACUCUCGGCUUACACUAGUCAGCAUAUCCCGGGCGUCACGUUGACGACCUGCAACUUCGAGUCGAAUUACGACUCCGCUAUUUGGCAAGGCUCACGUAGGAUAGGCUCACCCAGGUGCUGGCCACAGGACUCUAGCGAUCAUUCCGAUCAAUCCGGGCAUCGUGACAGUGAUCAGAGCGUCCACAGCGGCGAGCACAGGGACUCGGAACAGAGCGGUGCUAGCGGCAGUCACGGCGACAGUAAAGACAGCAUUCAUUCGCAUUGCGAUCACAGGGAGAUCGAAACUGGUACCGCGGACACAUUGCCGUCUCGCAAAAGCAGCUCGUCCACUGAUUCCUGCAUCUCGGCACACAGUCGGUCAGGUUCAGAGAGCGCAGGUGGCGGGGAGUGCACGAGGUCACAAUUGUACUCGAUGUGGAGCGGUGGCGAUCUAUCCUUCAUCAAGUUGCCGGAGAGCAACGAAAUACAAGAUGAGCAUCCACCCGCUUAAAUGUCUGCCACUUGCCUCGUUUUACGCGAUGUAUUCAAAGGCAAAAUGUUAACUUUGGAUCAUUGAGUGCACAAGAGACGAUCUUUUCCGAUUUCACGGAAAGGAGGUGUUGCACGCGCGAUAAAAAGAAGACAUGACACUUUUAUCUAAAACGUUUUAUCUUAUUCUACAUAUUGUGCGAAGAGGUUACCGAAUGGGAAACCAUGUUUGAAUAUAUUUUGCGACGGAGAUAAUCCAAAGGUAAAUCUCUCGUCGCCAUGAUACAACUCGUUGACUCGCGUUGAUUCACCUAGUGAAUUGACUAAUUUUAUUCGUGACGUGUACAUGUUUGAUAUUUAUAGGCGCGGUAUGACAGCGCUUGGUAUGUGCAUAUUGACUGUGCAACUCUAACGAUAAAAAAUUAUAUAUAUAUAUACUUAAAAGACGUCAUACAGGGUGCUCCCAGCCGAUAAUAUUUAUGACGUUACUAUAAACCAAUGAAAUAUCACUCAAUACGAGUGUCGAAAGAUCAGUGGGUAUACAUAAUCCUGAAAAAUCCAAAUUCCGAAAUUUCAGGAAUGUUGGGCAAUAUCUUGAAAAAUCAUAAUUCCGAAAACUGAAUACCAGGACAAUCUCUCACAAAAUAUAUUGGAAUCGUUUCGCAAAGUUAUAACUUUGCGAGACUUUAUUUUCUUCCAGUAUUUCGCGACAGAUUGUAUUCUGGUACUGGUAUUCAGUUCUCAAGAUUGUGACUUUUCGAGAUAAUUGCAUGCUUUUAAUAUUUCGGGAAAGUUGUAUCUCGGGAUUUAAAUGUGCGUGUUAGGAAAUUAUCUCGGUAUUGAGUUUUUGAGACUGUGACUUCUCGAAAUAGCCCACUUUUUGAAUUUCUAUAUAUAUAUUUUUUUUUUGAAAAUAUGCAUGUCCACUGAAAGGUCAUUCGUCUGCGAUACAUGUUUCAAGGGCGCAUAUCGUAAUAUCAUAUUUAAGUAGUCUCUGUCAACCUAAUAAAUAUUACGGAAUGAAACUCGAAUUCUGCACCUGAAAAAUGAACGCCCUGUACGCUGUCUCAAUUCGUAUAUACGAUUCACAGAUCUAUUAUACAUUACCGCAUAAUUAUGUAUAAUUUGACGAUUGCCAUUCAAAAUUGGUCAUCGAAUGUUUAUUGUAAUUUUAUUUGUUAGACUCGCUUGUGAACGCGUUGCUCUUCGAUCUCUCGUAUUUUGUUCGGUAAUAAAACGUGUGCAUGCGCAAUCUCUAAACAUUUCACGUCGCUAUGCUAGCUAGUGCGCGUGCACUUUACGAUACCGUCGUAGAUAUACGGAAUGCAGCUUAUAAAUUUCCGAAGACAGUUACCGUGAGCGUUUACACACAUGUAUCUACAAGCAUUUGCGUAAUUUCAUCGCGAGAACUCACAAAUGUUGCUGUCACUUUGUUAUCUUCCUGUUCGAGGAAAUACGAGGAGGUCUCACGUGUGUAAAACGACUUCGACGUUUGAUCGAGAGAGAGAGAGAGAGAGAGAGAGAGACUUACUGUAUAUACAAUUUUACUUAUGGCACGGAUACGAUAAUCAAAACUCUCGAAACCUAACGUUUCUCGAGUGCAUUCUUGAAAAAAGGGGAACAAAACAAGAGGUUACACGUACAUUUACAUAUUGCGCAACUGCACUCGUAUACGGAGACCAAGUCGAGCUUGGAGAUUGUUCGUUUCUCGACGAAAUGCGAAGAAUGUUAUUUAUGUUCGGCAACCUCGCUGCGUCUUAACGUUAUAUUAAAAUUUAAGUUAUAUAUCAUGAUAAAGUUUAUUACAAAUUU